This is a messenger RNA of Ostrea edulis (European flat oyster), 1020 nucleotides long. RefSeq lists its product as uncharacterized. NCBI's taxonomy places the organism in Eukaryota, Metazoa, Mollusca, Bivalvia, Ostreida, Ostreidae. The record is from RefSeq and is a predicted model, not a curated record. The transcript is spliced from 3 exons. Bases 295 to 606 code for a protein of 103 amino acids.
UGCAUUUGGAGGGCCAAUCACUACCAAUGUUUACGUCUUAGGUUGGCGAUGGCAUGAGGAGGAUUCGAAUUCAUGAGCUUCCGGUUAGGAAGCAAACGCUCUACCAUUGAGCAAUGCGACCGGUAAUUGCGUGGUGGUGGUGGUGGUGGUGGAAGUAUAUAAAGAACCUAAAAGCCAGGAAUUAUUCGUUUACUUGCAUGACAAUCUGAGCAGUGUUUAUAUACUUCCACCUGAAGUGUGUCACAGUCUGUAUAAUGGAAUGAUAACGUGUUGUAAAGUUCUAACGAGAUACAAAUGGAGUUUAUCAUUUUGGUUCGUGGAUUUAUCAGAAUAAAGAGAAUCUUAUAUUUUCGGAAGCAAUCAACAGUUGUGAUCGAGAAGAGAGAAGGAGAAAAUUUCAAGUGUGAGAUUGUAUUUGAUGAGACUGAUAUGACAAUGGUACCAGAGCCAACUGUCAAACAGCACUCCAGCCAGCAACAUUUUCCUCUUGUAUUUUUUGACUUGGAAUCAACAGGAUUAACUAGAGAUUCUCAUAUUACACAGCUGUCGUGUGUGGUGAAGAAAAAUGUUCCACCUAUACCUUUCCAAAAAUACCUAUCACAGUAAAAGCCUCAGAAAUCACAGGAAUCGAAAUUGUCAAUGGAAAUAUGUUUAACAAAAAUAUAGAAGUCAAGCCUUUCAGCAGGAAUGGAUGCUCUGCUUAAUUUUGUUUCAAAAUUUUAAACUAAAGUAAUUCUGCAUUUACAAUGGCAGUGUAUGAAUGUCAACAAUAUACAGAAUGUUUAUUGUAUACUAUACCCAAUUUAACAUUUUCUGUUUAUGAGAGAGAGAGAGAGAGAGAGAGAGAGAGUUGCAAGAAUUGGAAAGUAACUGCAAAAAUCAUGUGCAAAUUGCAUCAGUAUUGAUGUGAACGGUGGUGAAUUUGUUCUCUGAAUUUUGAUACAUUUAAUGUACCAAAUGAAAUUAUCCUAAUAAAUUUCCAUUUCCAUUUCAAAUGAAAAUGAUUAAAUUUCCACACAA